CAGGAGUCAAUGGCAGUUCCUACUUGCUGACGAUGAUUCGGCGACCGACUGCUAUGCUCAGUCUUCUCCAGCCUUUGAAUUGUCCAAAUUCUCAGAAUCUUUUGUUUUGUUCUUUUUUCUUUUUUGACAAAAAUUCAACCCUUGAACACCACGCACGCUGAGAGCACCACCCCGUUGAUCUUCACGAUGGUUGAUCUGGGCGACUUUGUCGGCUUCAUUGCGGCCGCGUUCAUGAUCUUUGGCGGUGUGCUGCCGUAUGUCCCGCAGUACCUCGCCAUCAAGCAGACGCGCAAUGCAAGCGGCUUUUCAACCUUUGUCAGCCUGAUUCUCAUCCUCGCCAACAUUGUCCGGUUGUACUUUUGGCUGGGCAAGCGAUUCGAGAUGGCGCUCGUGUACCAGUCGGUCGUCAUGCUCGUCGCCCAGCUCAUGAUGCUCGAGCUCUGCGUCUCGAUGCGCUCGUCGUCGUCGUCGUCGUUAGCGUUCGAUGACCUCGCAACGGGCUCCAACGGCAGUGGCGUCGCUGCACUCGGCGCCAGUCUCUCGUCCUCUGCUCUAUCCAGCGCACGUCGAUCGAACGCCAACAAAAGCCCAUUCGCAAUCGCGCACUUGUUCGACCCGGCAACGUUCUGGCAAUGGAGCAACUUCCAAGACUAUACAAUGUUUCUCGUCGUGUUCACGGCAGCACUGGGCGUCGUGUCGGUCAUGCUGAUUCAACAGAAUUGGUUUGUUGAGCUGCUUGGUGUCGCGUCGGUUGCGUUGGAAGCAUCGCUGGCCAUCCCGCAGUUUUUGAAAAACUGGCGCACCAAGUCAACUGCAGGAAUGAGUAACGCCAUGGUGUUGGGCUGGCUGGCUGGUGACGUUUUCAAGACCAUCUAUUUUGUGACACGACAUUCCCCCUUGCAAUUUAUUUGCUGCGGUAUUGUUCAGGUGCUCGUCGAUCUCGCCAUUCUCGCUCAAGUGUUCUUGUAUCCCUCCAACAAAUCGCUUUCCUGAAAGAUGGAUCCGUUCGUCAGACACGUUGCCGACAAAGAGUUGAUGGUCCAGGUGGUGAAAUCAACCUGCCAUCAGAUAUGAGCAGCUCAGACAAUACAAACCCUUCUCAUGUUAUGUUUUGCAAAUCUAAACAUGCUUCUUCGUUGAAUGCAAUCGCAGUGGAUUUUAACAAAUCGGCGCAAAAACAAAUUAAAUCA
Capsaspora owczarzaki ATCC 30864 is the source of this 1190-nucleotide messenger RNA. RefSeq lists its product as hypothetical. The transcript is spliced from 4 exons. The record is from RefSeq and is a predicted model, not a curated record. The coding region runs from base 187 to 993 and encodes 268 amino acids. Gene Ontology annotation, cellular component: endosome; trans-Golgi network. Gene Ontology annotation, biological process: retrograde transport, endosome to Golgi; phospholipid translocation. Lineage: Eukaryota; Filasterea; Ministeriida; Capsasporidae.